Molecule: messenger RNA, 1098 nt
Organism: Ambispora gerdemannii
Lineage: Eukaryota; Fungi; Glomeromycota; Glomeromycetes; Archaeosporales; Ambisporaceae
Source: the annotation of a GenBank genome assembly
AUGCCAAAAUAUCAAUUGGUACACGUUUAUAGGUCUGGUUUGACAUUUUUGAGUCCGAUUUCUAAUGAAGUUGAUCCGUUGAUGGUACUUGAAUUUCAACAUCGCAUUGUUGAUAUUCUGAUUGAGUAUCUUGGUGAAGUUUCUGAGGCGACAAUUAAGGAUAACUUUGAUGUUGUGUAUCAGCUCUUGGAAGAGAUGAUGGAUUAUGGAUAUCCAUUAACUACAGAGCCUAAUGCCUUAAAAGAGAUGAUUGUGCCACCAACAAUAAUAAACAAAGUUAUAAGUCAAGUUGCUGGUGUUACAAAUGUGGGAAAUUAUAUUCCUAACGGAGCAUUAUCAAGUAUUCCCUGGCGAAAAGCCGGUGUCAAAUAUACCAAUAAUGAAAUAUAUUUUGAUAUUGUUGAAGAAAUUGAUGCGAUUGUUGAUAGUAAUGGUGCUAUAGUGUCUUCUGAAACGCAUGGUUUUAUACAAGCAAAUUGUCGUCUUUCAGGUAUGCCCGAUCUUACCCUAAGCUUCUUAAAUCCACGCGUAUUGGACGACUGUAGUUUUCAUCCAUGUGUAAGAUACAAUAAAUUUGAGAACGAACGCGUCCUCUCGUUUGUCCCACCAGACGGACAUUUCAAAUUAAUGAGUUAUCGUGUUAAUCUCCCACGUAAUCAAAUAUUACCAAUAAAUGUAAAGCCUCAGAUACACAUUGGAAAUACAGGAGGGAAAUUCGAUAUAUCAAUUACUAUCAGAAAUACAGAUGGUAAAUCGGUAGAAAAGGUUCUGCUUGUAUUCCCAUUAGGCAAAUCAGUUUUGAAUGUAAAUGCUACGUGUAAUCUUGGUUCAUAUAUGUUCGAUCAUGUCGCAAAAUGUAUACGAUGGGAUUUAGGGAAAAUAACACCAAAGGAAAAAACGCCAGCUCUGUCUGGUAAUUUCACUAGCUCGGAACAAACACCUGAAUCCGGUCAUACGAUAACCUUAGAUUUCCAAAUUAAUAUGUAUGCGUUAUCCGGAUUAAAAGUCGAUAGUUUAAAGAUAUAUAAUGAAGGGUAUAAGCCGUACAAGGGCGUAAGAAGUUUAACAAAAGCGGGUAAAUUUCAGAUAAGAACAUAA